UUCAAUCAAAGUUCAUCAGUUUUAAAAUUUCUGGUAUGUGCACGUCAAAACCAAAAUUCAUUCCACUUCCAGAACAGCAAUCACUAUGCUCAUUGCCCAACUCUGGUUGUUGCCACGUGGAUGUCAAAGUUGGACGGUCGAAAUGGGAGAAACGCGUAGCAGUUUUGGUUCAAGUAGAAGGAGAACCAGACUACAAGAUUUACAUUUACACGUACUUCCUAAAAGGACUUGGUGCAGGUAAACCCCUAAUCGGUCAAAUAUAUCCGCUCAAUGAAUUGAAAAAGCGCGAAGUCAAAUGUGAAAAGGACAAAGUGUUUUUGGUGAAUUUGGCAUCUGAAAAAGGUGAAAAAAUUACAUUUAAAGCAACUGGAAACAAUGGAAGUAUUUGGGUGGCUGCUUUGAUGAGUGGAACCUUUACUUCGCCUAUUCAUGAGACUCACGGACACACGGGAGGAACAGGAACAGAUGGUACAACUUCAAAUAUUGAAUCUGAUUUAAAAGAGAAACCAGACACUAAUGUGUAUACUGGAUCACGAGAAGGAUAUGUUCCACCACCAGCUAAGGAAGGAUCAGGAAGUGGUGGGAAGAAGAAAGAUAUGAAUAAUGUUGCGGUUAAACCGGAUGAGAAGAAAAAGGAUUCUGGAAGAAAGCUGAAGAAGACCGUAUCAAAAACCAUCACAAAAUUAUCAGUAUCGGAGUCAAAGAAGAAAACUGAGAAAAAAAUUGCAGCGACUCAGAAAACUCAAGAAUUCCCAAUCCCAAAAACUGUCGACGAGGCGCACACGAACUCGGAGCCGGACGGAGAUCCUUUGAAACUGAAGAAGACGAUCACCGAUGGAAACGAAUUAUCGUUGAAAGGUGCAACUGCUCCGACUCCACAGAAAGCCAAGCUGACAACACCAACUUCUACGACUCCAGCCUCAUCAUUAACACCAAGUAAUGCGUUGACACCUGGAAAUGAGGAUAAGAAGAAGAUGACGACGGAUUCGGAGGAAAUUGAGCUUCACGAAAAGAAGAAGUAGAAAGAAGAAGAAGAUUGCUUCGAACUUUUUUUGAGUAUUUGCCUUUUUCUAGUAUAAAUCUUUGGUAGUUUGUAA
Molecule: messenger RNA, 1097 nt
Organism: Caenorhabditis elegans
Lineage: Eukaryota; Metazoa; Nematoda; Chromadorea; Rhabditida; Rhabditidae
Gene: C10C6.3
Product: PH-15 domain-containing protein
Exons: 6
Coding region: 36-1022 (328 amino acids)
Source: RefSeq, marked reviewed